AUGUCGUUUUCAUUUGGCUUCGCCGGCGAGGACAUCUCCGACGACGAGCAGCAUGCUCCGAGCCCCAAGCCGGCUCCGACUCAGGCCCCGGCUGCCAGCGCCUUCCCUGUCCCGGGCAAACCGCAGCUCCCGCCCACGCUCCAUGAGCUCGCCGGCAUGCUCGCGCAGCUGCCGUCCAAGAUCGCCUACAGCACGCUGGACGUGGCUUUGGACGACGGGACGGCCAUCAAGAUCCCCCGCCGCGAGCUGUGGGAUGUGCGCGUGCAGCUGAUGGCCGAGGAGGAGGAGAUCAGCGGCCAGGCCGCCGCCGAGGGCCUGGGCGCCCACGACGUCAAGACGGGCGUCUACGAGGGCGGCUUUAAGAGCUGGGAAAGCAGCGUGGAUCUGGUCAAGGUGUUGGCGGCGAACAAUUCCAUAUCGGCUCUUCUGCAGUCGCCAGUACGAGUGAUUGAGCUCGGAUGCGGUACUGCGCUGCCAUCCGUAGCCCUCUUCCAAUGGACCAUGUCCUUGCCGUCAGAGAGGCGCCCCCUGUCUUUAAUCCUGGCAGACUACAAUCCCACAGUCCUCCAGCUCGUCACCUUACCCAACUUCAUCCUGGCCUGGGCCCUCAACAACCCGCAAACGCCCGCCCUGAAGGAUGCCUUCUCAAUCGAUGGCGAGGUCGAGCUUGGCCUUGAUGCCAUCACCGCUUUCCAGCAGUACCUGCAGGCAUCCAACAUCACCCUGUCUUUCGCCUCGGGUGCCUGGUCCAAGGCGUUCGUCGACCUGCUGUACACAUUGCCCGCAGGAGACGGCCAGUCGACUAGCACUCUGCUCCUAGGAGCAGAGACCAUCUACUCCCCAUUUGCCCUACAGGCCUUUACGGAGACCAUCUUCACCAUCCUCGAGAGAGAAAGAGACACUCCGGGCAGCGAGGCGGGGGCAUAUAUCGGCGCCAAGAGGCUGUACUUUGGCGUUGGUGGGUCGUUGGAUGAUUUCAUCGACAAAGCUCGCGGAAAGGGCGCCGUCGUUAAUCAAGUCCGAGAGGAGACAGAGGGUGUGAGGCGAGGCGUUGUUCAAUGUAUUCUUAGACCUACAUAG
This is a messenger RNA of Ilyonectria robusta, 1080 nucleotides long. RefSeq lists its product as uncharacterized. Gene Ontology annotation, biological process: peptidyl-histidine methylation, to form tele-methylhistidine. Gene Ontology annotation, molecular function: protein-L-histidine N-tele-methyltransferase activity. Lineage: Eukaryota; Fungi; Ascomycota; Sordariomycetes; Hypocreales; Nectriaceae. Bases 1 to 1080 code for a protein of 359 amino acids. The record is from RefSeq and is a predicted model, not a curated record. The transcript has 2 exons.